GCAUUGUCCUGUCGGCUUCUAUGUUCUUUUGGAUAGGCCUGCUUUGGGACAUCAGUAUCGUCCCUGGAUAUCACCCUUAUUCAGUUCUGAAAUAGAUCAGUUUAGCUCGGAGCUUCUGGAAAGCAGGUUCAAAAACUGCAACUGUGUACCGGUAUCUCCAUAAUUGCUUACAUUUAAUGUCCAUUAAUGUGACAUAUGAUAAUCUGCAGCAGUAGAAUUCAGGAAACUAUUGUCAUUUGAGGGUCACAGGAAGUCUUGUAUUUCCAUCAAAAUGGGUGAGAAAGGAGAAGAACAUGAUUUUGCGGUGGUCAAUCCAGCUCUAGUUGAAGAUGAAAAGGACUCUCAUGCCACCAGUACCAAGGAGCUUGAAAGCAACAUGCCAUCGUCAAAGGCAAGCUUCUCUCCCCUCAAAGGAUCGGCGACGCCCAAGGCAGGUUACCCCGGUGCCAGCAGGGAGAAGUGGGGCAACAAGGCUCAAUUUAUCCUUGCGUGUGUGGGAUAUGCUGUUGGUCUCGGAAACGUCUGGAGGUUCCCUUAUCUCUGUUAUAAGAGUGGUGGAGGUGCCUUCUUGAUACCAUACUUCCUGACAUUGUUCUUGACCGGGAUACCUCUUCUACUGCUUGAGUUUGGUCUUGGACAGUACAUACGCCAUGGUCCAGUUGUAGCCUUUAAGAAGAUCACCCCUUUGUUCAAAGGUACUGGUGUAGCAACUGUAAUGAUCACUUUCCUCUUGACAACGUACUACAACGUGAUCAUGACGUGGGCCCUCUUCUACCUGUUUGCAUCGUUCCAGAGUGUCCUCCCGUGGUCUGGAUGCAACAAUACCUGGAACACGGACAAUUGCUGGUCCCAAGAGGACUACCUUAGUCUGGGACCUAAUGAGACCAAACCCAACGGAACCAAUUCAUCUACUCAGGAGUACUUUGACCACCGGGUAUUACAGAUCAGCGGUGGGAUUGAUGAACCAAAUGGUAUGCGUUGGGAGCUGUUCGGUCUCUUGCUCUUGGCUUGGAUCCUUGUGUACUUUUGUCUCUUCAAGGGUGUUGCUACAUCAGGCAAGGUUGUGUAUUUCACAGCAACCUUUCCCUAUUUGGUUUUGAUUGUUCUGUUAAUAAACGGUGCCCUGUUAGAUGGGGCUGGCGAUGGUAUGAGUUACCUCUUUAAACCUCGCUGGGAACUCCUCAAACAAGCUUCGGUAUGGGAAGCUGCAGCUGCUCAGAAUUUCAACUCCAUUGGGAUUGCCUUUGGUUCUAUGAUAGCACUGUCUAGUUACAACGAAUUCAAGAAUCGGUCCAUAGUGAGAGAUACUCUUACUAUAUGUGGGAUCAACAGUUUUACCAGUAUAUUUGCUUCUUGUGUGAUCUUCUGUGCUUUGGGUUAUAUUUCCAAGAUUCAAGGAGCUAACAUUGAUGAUGUGGUGGUAUCAGGUCCCGGUCUAGUAUUUGUCACCUACCCAGUUGUAUUCAACACCAUGCCUGCACCUCAGUUGUGGGCUGUACUCUUUUUCCUCAUGUUAGUCUGUCUCGGAAUAGAUAGCCAGUUUGCCAUGGUUGAAGUGGUUGUUGCUACCUUCAGUGAAGGUUUUCCUAAACUGCGUCAGUUCUACUUCAAUCGAAAAGAGAUCCUGGUCCUCUAUAUAUGUGUUAUCUCCUUUCUCCUUGGUCUUCCUAACAUCACCAGGGGAGGAAUGUACUUCUUCCAGAUCAUGGAUUGGUAUACUGCUGUUAUCUCUCUCUUCUUUGUUGCCAUAGCUGAGGCUAUAGCUGUAUGCUGGGUUUAUGGUGGGAAUCGGCUGGCAAAGAAUAUUGAGGCCAUGACAGGAUCUUAUCCAAACAUAUACUUCAGAGCCUGUUGGUUGGUCAUCUCGCCAGUUCUUAUUCUUGCCAUUCUAAUCUUCACAAUUGUGGACUAUGAACCUGUGACGUAUGGUAAAUACAUCUACCCCGCCUGGUGCCAAGGCCUCGGCUGGUGUGUGGCUCUCUUGUCCAUCAUGUGUAUGCCCGUUGGAGCCAUACAUACAUUGGCUACUUCCAAGGGAUCUAUGAAAGACCGCCUGCUGAAUAGCCUCAAGGCUGACUUUGAUGAUGAAACUCACAUCAAAGAAUGCGAAGGAUUCGACUAUGACAUUGAGAUGACCUCCAAACCCCCAUCGUAUGACAUGGUUGUUGGUAAUGGUAACGUUGCCUAGAUAUAGGGAAAGUGCUUUUACAUUGUCUGGCCUGUAUUCCAGUCUAUAGUUUCACUUAAACCAUAUUCUAAGUCUGUAGUAAUGUUAUGGGUAGCCAAAGGUGUUCACACUGUCUUGAAAGAUGAAUACCAGUUGUGGUAACGAUCUCAAAAUGAGUUCAAACAGAAUCCAAUGAAAUUACAACCAAAGUGAUUGUAUGUA
Molecule: messenger RNA, 2389 nt
Organism: Lytechinus variegatus (green sea urchin)
Lineage: Eukaryota; Metazoa; Echinodermata; Echinoidea; Temnopleuroida; Toxopneustidae
Product: sodium- and chloride-dependent GABA transporter ine-like
Exons: 14
Coding region: 272-2188 (638 amino acids)
Biological process (GO): sodium ion transmembrane transport
Cellular component (GO): membrane
Source: RefSeq, a predicted model, not a curated record